Saccostrea cuccullata (small rock oyster) is the source of this 546-nucleotide messenger RNA. RefSeq lists its product as uncharacterized. The coding region runs from base 82 to 408 and encodes 108 amino acids. Lineage: Eukaryota; Metazoa; Mollusca; Bivalvia; Ostreida; Ostreidae. The transcript has 3 exons. The record is from RefSeq and is a predicted model, not a curated record.
GAAAAAUUCGUUUUAAAUAAUUGUUGAUGAUUUUUGUAGGAUACACAUAAGAGCCAACAUCAUAUUUUGACUUCCAUAAGCAUGAUGGAGGGUUCCAGAGAGGUGGUGAUAGAAAUAGAGAGAGAGAAAGGACCAGCUGAUCUUGUAUAUUGCCUGUCUUGUUUCUCCUUCUGGCUGUCCAGCUGGCUGUGUGGUGCCGUGGCGUACAUCAUGGCUUAUAAGGCAGAAAAGGCAAAGAAAUACGGCGACUCCCUGCGUUACAAGUUGUUCAGCAGUGUAGGCAUCAGUCUGGCAGUAAUAGGAAUAAUCAUUGGUCUGGCAGUCAUCGUGUCCUUCUUUAAAUUCAUCUUCCCGGUCUGGUACCGAUCUCUCUAUUUGACGGUGGAACCUGACUACGUCUGGGAGUGAUGAGGCUUGGACAAUAGCUAUACUUCCAGAAAAUGAGUAGGACGGUGUAUUCAUGUGAUAUUUUUAAUCAUGUAAUUGGUUCAUUCAGAGUAUUUGGAUUUGUAUGUUCAUACUUAGUAAUAAACAAAAUAUAACAAU